Messenger RNA from Adineta steineri, 6264 nucleotides. NCBI's taxonomy places the organism in Eukaryota, Metazoa, Rotifera, Eurotatoria, Adinetida, Adinetidae. The record is from the annotation of a GenBank genome assembly.
AUGGAUAAAAAUCAUUUGAAAACUACAAUUAAUAAUAAUAAUCAAGAACAUCCAUUAUCGCCAACAAUUAUCACCAUACCAAAUAAUGAUACACGUUUACAUGAAACAGAUCGUUUUCUACAUGAACGUGCAUCAACACAUGUCCUAUCCGAUUUACCACGUUCACGUAAUCUUGAAGAAACAGAUGAAAAUGAAUUACCAUUUCCAGGUUUUGUUGAUCAAGUCUUUUAUUGUCUUAAACAAACAACAACACCACGUUAUCAAUGUUUACAAUUAAUAACAUCACCAUGGUUUGAACGUAUAAGUAUGUUCGUUAUUUUACUUAAUUGUAUAACACUUGGUAUGUAUCAACCAUGUGAACAUCAUUCUGGUAUAGAAGGUGAACAAGGUACAAAAAAAUGUGAUACAGCACGUUGUAUAUGGUUACAAGCAACUGAUUAUUUUAUAUUUGGAUUUUUUACUAUUGAAAUGUGUAUUAAAAUGACAGCCAUGGGUAUAUUUGGUAAAGGAACUUAUUUAGCUGAUACAUGGAAUAGACUAGAUUGUUUUAUUGUUGUUACUGGUUUGAUAGAAUCAGUUAUACCAGGUGAAAAUGUAAGUUUAUCAGCGAUACGUACAGUUCGAGUCCUUCGUCCAUUACGUGCCAUUAAUCGUGUACCAUCCAUGCGUAUACUUGUCAUGUUAUUACUUGAUACAUUACCAAUGCUUGGAAAUGUUUUACUUCUUUGUUUUUUUGUCUUCUUUAUAUUUGGUAUUAUUGGUGUACAAUUAUGGAAAGGUUUAUUACGUAAUCGUUGUUUUCUACAAUUAGAUCAAACGAUUAGACUUGAUGAAUCAAUGUUUGGUGAUACACUAUUACGACCAUUUUAUAUUCCACUUGAUCAAGAUUCAUUUGUUUGUUCACCUGCUCAUUCAAGUGGAAUGACAAAAUGUACAGAAAUUCCUAAAUUACGAAAAGGAAAUAUGACAUGUGAACUUGAUUAUCAUUCAUAUACUGAACAAUUAUCCAGAGAUCCAUAUAAACCAGUCAAUGGUUGUGUUAAUUGGAAUCAAUAUUAUAAAUUUUGUAAUGUUUCUGAUAAAAAUCCUUAUGCCGGUUCGAUUAGUUUUGAUAAUAUUGGUUUAGCAUGGGUUGUUAUUUUUCAAAUAAUUAGUCUGGAAAGUUGGGUUAAUAUUAUGUAUUAUAUUCAAGAUGCUCAUUCAUUUUGGGAUUGGAUUUAUUUUGUUUGUCUUAUUGUUAUUGGCUCAUUUUUCAUGAUAAAUUUAUGUCUUGUUGUUAUUGCAACACAAUUUAGCGAAACAAAAAAACGUGAAACAGAACGAAUGUUAGCUGAACGAAGACGUUUUUCACGUUCAUCAAGUACAUUAUUAAGUGAUGAACCAGGUUCAUGUUGGGAAGAAACAAUCAAAUAUCUUGAACGUUUAUGGAAACAUGCAUAUAAACGUUUAGUUAUCGCAUGGAAAAAUUAUCGAGAAAAACAUCCGAAAGCUAAUCAAAAACGUUUAGUUGAAAUGAAAAAACGACGUCGAAAAGAAGCAAUAAAUAAUAAAUCAACUACCUUUAAAAUUCAUAAUAAUGUGCAUACAGGAGAAAAUUCAUUUACAUUGUCAAAUAUUCAUGUAAUACAUCGACCGAAUUGUCGUUAUCAUCAAAUCGGAGAUUCUUUUUCUGCUCCAACACCUCCAUCUCUAUGUCCAUCCUUUGCUGAUGCACCAGCUGCUAGUCCUGAACAUUCUGAUAUUAUUGAUUCAAUUCAUACUCCAAAUACGGGUAUAGAACCGUAUGGAAUUCCACAUUCUCAAUCAUUAAAUAAUGAUGCUGAUAAUAGUUCAAUUCCUUCAAUACUAUUAAAUAAAAUAUCAAUUAAAUCAAAUUAUUUAGAUUUUGAUACAUUAGAUAAAAAUCUUCAACACAAUCAAUGUGAUUGCUAUCAUCAAAAUGAUAUAAGUAUUCAAUCAAAUAUUAAUAAUGAUAAUGGUGAUGAAGAUGAAUUCGAAGAUGAAGAAGAUGAUGAUGAAGAAAUAAAAGUCAAACAACCAUCUAAAUUUUCUCUAUGUUGUGAUCAAUAUAUUUGGUCACAUUUUCAUACUUUCCGAAAAUAUGUAUCAGAUUUUGUUGCAAGUAAAUAUUUUCGUCGUAUUGUUCUAUCCGCAAUUGUAGUCAAUACAUUAUCAAUGGGUAUUGAAUAUCAUGGUCAACCUACAUCAUUAACAAAUGCAUUAGAAUAUAGUAAUAUAGUAUUUACAUCAUUAUUUGCAAUUGAAAUGAUUUUAAAAAUAAUUGCCGAUGGUUGUUUAAAAUAUAUUAAAAAUGCUUAUAAUUUAUUUGAUGGUGGAAUUGUUUUAAUGAGUGUUAUUGAAUUACAAGGAAAUAAAAAUAGUGGCUUAUCAGUCUUACGUACAUUUAGAUUAUUACGUGUACUUAAACUUGUCAGAUUUAUGCCAACAUUAAGAAGACAAUUAGUUGUUAUGCUUAAAACAAUGGAUAAUGUUGCAACAUUCUUCUCCUUAUUACUUCUAUUUAUUUUCAUUUUCAGUAUUCUUGGUAUGCAUUUAUUUGGUGGAGAGUUUUGUACAAUACAAAUAUUUAAUCUAACAUUAAUGGAAGAAUUUCGUAUAAAAUGCCGUUGUUGUACAUGUAUUGAAAAUGAUAUUUUUAAAAAUGAAUCCAGUUGUAUAGAAGAAAGAAAGAAUUUUGAUUCAUUAACUUCUGCUGUAUUAACAGUAUUUCAGGUUUUAACUCAAGAAGAUUGGAAUGAAGUACUUUAUAAUGGUAUGGAAAAAACAAGUGCUUGGGCAGCUUUGUACUUUAUAGCAUUAAUGACAUUUGGCAAUUAUGUUUUAUUUAAUUUACUUGUUGCUAUUCUUGUUGAAGGAUUUUCAACCGAAAAAGGAGGUGGUACUUCUGAAAGUGGUAGUAGUACAGAUCGAUUGGCAAAAGCAGAUCCAUUUAAAACACAAGCAUUGCUGACAGGAGAUAUUGAAGUACCUGCUAAUCCACAUGAAUUCAUAACUGAAGAAACAGCAAGUAAUCAAGAAAACAGACUUCCUCGACCUAGAGAAGUAAAAAUAAUGAGUAUACCAAAAAUUGCAAUCAGUAAUGAAGAUGAUUCUAGUUUACGUAUACUUGAAACUCGUUUAAGAAUAAAUACUUAUCCAAAUGCAUCAGCAUCGCCAUAUAAAUCAAUAAUAAAAACUCGUUCAUCCCAACCACAAUCUCCAUCAUCAUCAUGUACAACACAAAGUUUUCAUACAUGUAUAGAAUCAACUGGAAAUGAAUCUUUAGAUCAAUCAUCAAAAAUAUCUGUACCUCUUAAACGAAGUCAUACUAUUUCGAUAGUUAAAAAUAAUUCCGAAAAUAAUUCACGUAAAAGAUAUUCUAGUUUAUCUCAAAACCAUUCAUUUAUAACAGUUCAAAAUAAUAAUCAACGUAAAAUGAAUUCAAAACAACAACAACAUUUAUUAAAUCCUGUACGACGAAUUAAUUCAUAUCAAGCGUCACCAAGAAAAUCUUCUGAUAUACAUCUAGAUAGAUUACUUGAUUUAGAUUCGACUACAAAACGUCGAUCAACAAUUAAUCAUUUUACUUAUCCAACAAUUCAACCAGAUAAUACAUCAAGUAUUUAUGGUACGCCAAUGCAUCAAGAAUCUAAUCAAUAUUUCGAUAAUUCUAUUCGAUUAAUUAUUGAUACAGAUACAAAUACGCAAACAACAAUCAAUGAUCAAAGUGAUAUGCAAGUUGAUGUAACAAAAACUAAAACUCAACCUCAAAUUGGAAUUUUUCGAGCAUGUAUAACUCAUCUAUGUGGAGAUAAAUUAUUUAAAUAUGCAGAUAGACGAGAAGAUUAUUCACUUUAUCUUUUUUCACCUGACAAUCGAUUUCGACAAUUUUUAAAACGUUUAAUUGUAAGAAAAUCAUUUGAUUAUUCAAUUCUACUUUUCAUUGCUCUUAAUUGUAUAACACUUGCAAUGGAACGUCCAUCAAUUCCACCAAAUAGUACUGAACGACAAUUUUUAAAUAUUACAAAUUAUAUUUUUACAGUCAUAUUUUCUAUUGAAAUGAUGAUAAAAGUUAUUGCCGGUGGACUUAUAUGUGGACCACAUACAUAUUUACAUAUAGGAUGGAAUGUUAUGGAUGGUUCACUUGUUUUUAUAUCAAUAAUGGAUUUAUUAAUAAUGAAUCGUACUACAAUGCCAACACCAGGUGUUGAAUCAGAUGCAACAACACGUAUAUUUAGCAUGUUAAGAGUUUUUCGUCUAUUAAGAACAUUACGACCAUUACGAGUUAUCAGUCGAGCACCAGGUCUUAAACUUGUUGUACAAACAUUGAUGUCAUCAUUAAGACCCAUUGGGCAUAUUGUUGUUAUUUGUUGCACAUUUUUUAUCAUUUUUGGUAUUCUUGGUGUUCAGCUUUUCAAAGGCAAAUUUUAUUAUUGCGAUGGUCCAUUGGCUCGUAAUAUUACUACAAAACAACAAUGCGAAACUACGUCGGAUCAUCGUUGGAAAAAUCAACAGUAUAACUUUGACAACUUAGGACAAGCAUUAUUAGCUUUAUUUGUAUUAUCAUCACGAGAUGGUUGGGUACAAAUCAUGUACAAUGGUAUUGAUGCAGUUGAUAUUGAUAGACAACCGAUACGAAAUUAUAAUGAAGCUAAAUUAAUUUAUUUUAUUUCAUUUCUAUUACUUGUUGGCUUUUUUGUAUUAAAUAUGUUUGUUGGUGUUGUUGUUGAAAAUUUUCAUAAAUGUCGUGCUGAACAAGAACGUGAAGAAAAAGCACGACGUACAGCUAAACGUGCAAAAAAAAUUGAACGAAAACGACGUCGUAUGCGUGAAAUACCAUAUUAUGCACAUUUCUCACCAUGGAGAAGACGUUUACAUGAUGUAUGUAAUAGUAAAUAUUUUGACUUAAUUAUUGCUGCUGUUAUUGGUCUUAAUGUUGUUACAAUGUCAUUAGAAUUCUAUUUAAUGCCACCGAUUUUUGAUACGACUUUGGAUUAUUGUAAUUAUGUAUUUACAACUGUAUUUGUAUUUGAAUCAAUAUCGAAAAUUAUUGCAUUAGGACCAUUUCGUUAUUUUAAAGAAAAAUGGAAUCAACUUGAUACAAUGAUUGUUGUUUUAUCAAUUGCCGGUAUUAUUAUGGAGAAAAUGAAAAGUGGACAUAUACUUCCAAUUAAUCCAACACUUAUACGUGUUAUGAGAGUUAUGAGAAUUGCACGAGUUCUUAAAUUAUUAAAAAUGGCGAAAGGUAUCCGAGCUUUAUUAGAUACAGUUAUUCAAGCUCUUCCACAAGUUGGAAAUCUGGGUCUUUUAUUUUUUCUUCUUUUCUUCAUAUUUGCUGCACUUGGCGUGGAAUUAUUUGGAAAAUUAGAAUGUAGCGAUGAACGUCCAUGUAGUGGACUUGAUAAACAUGCACAUUUUAAAGAUUUUGGUAUGGCAUUUCUAACAUUAUUUCGUAUUGCAACUGGUGAUAAUUGGAAUGGUAUUAUGAAGGAUGCGCUUCGUCAAGAUGAUUCCCCACAUGCUUCAAAAAAUCAUUUUAUAACUGCAAUAGCACCAAUUUAUUUUGUUAUAUUUGUUCUUAUGGCUCAAUUUGUCCUAGUUAAUGUUGUUGUUGCUGUAUUGAUGAAGAAACUAGAUGAAUCUAAUCGAAUGUUGGCUGAUGAUGCAGAAAUUGAUGAAGAAAUUGAACGACAAUUAGAAGCAGAUGCACACGAUCGAGAUUAUGUUGAACAACCAUUACUUAAUGAUAAUGAACUUAUUUUUCUAAAUGAUCAUGAUAUGCGUUUCUUUCCAUUAACAAAACAAUUAUCUUUGCCACCAAAUUUUACAUUUCAUUCUAUGAAUUCAACAAGAGGACAUUUGGAAAAAGCUAAAACAAUUCAAGUACUAAAAGGUUCCUCAUUAUCAUCCAUUGUUAGUUCAAUAGCUCGUACUCUACCAACAAAAACAGAUGAAAUAAUUCCUUCAAAUGAUAUUCAAGAAAAUUUACCAUCAAGUGCUCGAACAAGUACAGAAAUUUUAUAUCGACCAACAACGAUUAUUUCUCAUCAUCGUUCUAAUACAGUUCCAACGCGUUUAAGAAAAACUACUAAUAAUCAAGAAAAAACACAUCUUUCACCAAUGUAUAAACAAAAUAAAAAUGAAAAAUCAACUCAAUCUCAAUCAUUAUUACAAAUUCAACCAAAACGACAUAUACGUACUAUUGAUGAUGAUAUAAAAGAUGAUGAAUCUCCAUCAAGUAGUAUUAACAAUCGUCAAUCAUAG